GGGAGUCUCGGUUUGUGGCGGUUUCGAUGAGGCGGUUGUGGCCGCAAUACCGUUAGCAGCUCAAUUUCCCCGAGGCUCUAAGGCCCUUUGAGGCGAAAUGGCUCCGGGCGAGGAAGGAGCAGGCGGUGGCAAUGGAAGGGCCGCCGCGGCCACAGGCUGACCGUAGGGAGGGAUCCUGAGGGCCCUCCAGGAAUCCCGCUUUCUUUCUUUGCCGCCACCGAGCCUACCGCGAUAAUGAGCUCGGCCUCGGUCACCGCUUUCGAGAAGGAGCAUCUCUGGAUGUAUCUGCAGGCGCUCGGCUUCGAACCAGGCCCGGCGACCAUUGCUUGCGGAAAGAUCGUGUCGCACACGCACCUCGGAGUGUAAGGAGACCGAGGCCGGCGGGGCGAGGGAGGCUGAGCCGGAGGACGCCGGGGGACUCGCCCUUUUGUAGACCCCGGAGGUUGAUUAAUCACAGUUGGUUGAGCGGUUGCUUUGUGCCAGGAACUGGCUGCAAAGUUCCUACUCCCAGUUGCCGCCAGCCUUGGGGCAGAGACAGACAGUAAAUAAUGGAAGAGUGCCGGAAGCGCUCUGCUGGGGAGUGCGAAAGUCAGCAGAUGGGCUGAGUGCAAAACUGGAGGGGCAGCUGAACUCGGCCUCGGUGGUGGAGGGACGGUCUGUGGAGUAGUCGGAGGGAUGGCGCGUGGUAGUGGAAGAACAUGGAAACCAUAACGGAGUCUUGCUGUGUCGCCUAGGCUGGAGUGAAGUGUCGCGAUUUCAGCUCCCUACAACCUCCGCCUCCUGGGUUCAAGCAGUUCUCCUGAGUAGCUGGAAUUACAGGUGCCCGCCACCACGGCUGGCUAAUUUUUGAACAUGUUUGACAAGCUGAACCGUGAUGCCUUUCAUAUAGUUUCUUAUUUUUUGUUUGAAAUACUGGACCAGUCUCUCACCAAAGAAGUUUUCAAAUUUUGUUGGCCCCCAUUUGACCAAAAAAGUGAUACUGAAUUCCGAAAACAUUGCUAUGAAUGGAUAAAAAGGAUUUCUGGUGAAUGUGGAAGUAGCUUUCCUCAAGUUGUUGGUUCACUAUUUCUUUCUCCUGGUGGUCCUAAGUUUAUUCAUCUGAUGUAUCAUUUUGCAAGAUUUGUUGCGAUGAAAUAUAUUAAAUCCAGUUCUAAAAAUUCUUCUCAUCGUUUUGCAGAGACAUUUAACUUAAAACCACAGGACUUGCACAAAUGCAUUGCCAGAUGCCAUUUAGCACGUAGCAGAUUUUUACAAAUUUUACAAAGAGAAGAUUGUGUUACCCAAAAAUAUCAGGAAAAUGCACAAUUAUUAGUUAAGCAUGUACGAAACUUGAGAUCUGAAUGUGUAGGACUGGAAAACCAAAUAAAGAAAAUGGAACCCUAUGAUGACCACAGUAAUAUAGAAGAAAAAAUUCAAAAGGUUCGAUCUUUGUGGUCUUCAGUGAAUGAAACACUCGUGUUUUUGGAAAAAGAGAGAGAAAUUGUUAGUUCGGUUCUUAGUCUUGUUAACCAAUAUGCUUUAGAUGGAACUAAUGUUGCUAUUAAUAUUCCAAGGCUCUUACUUGACAAAAUUGAGAAACAAAUGUUUCAGUUGCACAUAGGAAAUGUUUAUGAGGCUGGAAAAUUAAACCUCUUAACAGUUAUUCAGUUAUUGAAUGAAGUCUUGAAAGUAAUGAAAUAUGAAAGUUGUCAGUCUGACCAAGCAGGAUUGACAGUAGACCUUCACUACCUUGAAAAAGAGACCAAAUUUCAGAAGGAAAGAUUAUCAGAUCUGAAGCAUAUGAGGUAUAGAAUAAAAGAUGAUCUCACAACUAUAAGACAUUCUGUUGUUGAAAAGCAGGGAGAAUGGCAUAAAAAGUGGAAAGAAUUUCUUGGUUUGUCUCCUUUCAGUCUAAUUAAAAGUUGGACUCCAUCUGUAGAUCUUUUACCACCAAUGUCUCCCCUUUCAUUUGAUCCUGCCUCAGAAGAAGUGUAUGCAAAGAGUGUUCUUUGUCAGUAUCCUGCUUCACUUCCAGAUACACAUAAGCAACAUAAUCAAGAAAAUGGUUGUAGAGGAGACAGCGAUACCAUGGGAGCUCUACAUGAUCUAGCCAACAGCCCUGCCUCUUUCUUGUUGCAGUCAGUUUUGCCAUCAGAUAGGAACAAUGUUACACUACUUGAAAAGGACACAAAGAUGAGAACUCCCAAAGAAAAAAACGAAGCAAUUUCUAAGAAGACACCAGAAUUUGAAGUGGAAAAUUCUCCAUUAUCAGCUAUUGCAAAGAAUACAGAGAGUAGUGCAUUUGGAGGUUCUCUGCCAACUAAAAUAAGUGAUUCAUUUAAAAAAGAGCAAGAUCAUCUGGUAGAAGAGGUUGCCAGAGCAGUUUUAUCUGAUGCACCACAGUUCUCUGAAGGAAAAGAAAUAAAAUUAGAGGAACUAAUUGACUCUCUGGGUUCUAACCCCUUCUUAACAAGGAAUCAGAUUCCCCGCACUCCAGAAAACUUGAUAAAUGAAAUUAGGAGUUCAUGGAGAAAAGCUAUUGAAAUAGAAGAAAACAGAACUACAGAACCAAUUCAAAUGGAUACUGAGCAUAGAGAAGUAUUGCCAGAAUCACCGUCUGUGUGGCAUGAUCAAAGAGAAUUUAGCAUGGCCGAUUUUCUCUUUGACACCACUGUAUCAGAUUUUGGCCAGUCUCAUUCGACUGAAGAGAAAGAUGUUUCAGAUUGCAAGUGUGUGCCUCAGAAACGUGUCGUGACCAGUCACAUAGAUGAACCACUAACACAAAAUCAGUCAGGUUUGUUAAAUAAGAAAGUAAUUUGCAAGCAAGAUUUGGAAUGUAUAGCCUUAACCAAGCUUUCAGAAACUAGCCAAAUGGAGACACUCUACCCUGCUGUCGGCCACAGGAUAGAUGUGAUGCGUGGCAGUGAAGAGGAGUAUACUAAAACGCUGGACCACUUGCAAGCUUCUUGUAACAAGCCUUCCACAAAUAAAACUGCCUUGUGGAACUCUUUUCAGAUAUCAAGUGGAAUUAGUUCUGAGAGUUUUAAAGAUACUGAUUUUGGCAUAUUACAUGAAACUCUUCCGGAAGAAGGUUGUCACCUAAGUUUUAAUAGUUCCAGUAGUUCAGAGGCCAAUUUUAAACUGGAGCCAAAUAGUCCUAUGCGUGGUGGCAUUCUUCUAGAACAUGUUGUGGAAAGGAGACAGACUACUCCAGAAUCAGACUUCAAUAUUCAGGCUCUUUGCAGUAGAUAUGAGGCUCUAAAGAAAUCGCUUUCCAAGAAAAGGGAAGAAUCUUACCUCUGGAAUCCCCUAACACCUGAAAGACACAAACCAGUAUUGAGUCCUACUACCCAAAAUGUACAAACAGAGGAUAUGCUUAACUUUUUGGACCCCCAUGAUUUGCGUACUGACCAUACAAAGCCAUCAUUACGCAUGUCCAUUGGUGAAAGAAAACAGUCUCUUUCACCACUAAUUAAGUUUUCUCCAGUGGAACAAAGAUUGAGGACCACAAUAUCAUGUAGUCUUGGAGAACUACCUAAUUUAAAAGAGUCGGUGUUUCACCAUGUUGGCCAGGCAGAUCUCGAACUCCUGACCUCAAGUGAUCUACCUGCCUCGGCCUCCCAAAGUGCUGGGAUUACAGAAGAAGACAUUUUGAAUAAGUGCCUUGAUGCAAAAGAACCUCCAUCUGACUUGACAAGUUGAAGACAUACCUAUUUAAUAUGACUAUGAUGCACUUAAAUGGAAGCUAUGCCACGGGAUAGAAACUGAUUUAUAACUUAAAGACAUGUUGGAAGUGUAGCAGUGUUUUUCAAGGUUUAAAAAAAAUUCCAAAUGCCUUUUAGCCUUCUUUAAUAUUUUUAGGUAAGGAAAGUAUGUUUGGAUUUUUUCUUUUUGUAGGUGUAUGAGAUUGAAAUGUGAAGUAUUUGGAAAGCAAAUGUCAAGCAAUGGGAAGUCAUUUUGAUUUCUUGAGUAAUCUCGUAAGCAUUAUGCAUAAAUGAUAACAUACUAGUGUAAUUCUUAUAACUUAAGUCAGUUAAUAUAAGGAUGAGUAGUUUUUGUUGUAUGUUCACUGAGUAGUUAGUAGCCAUUGAAUAUACUAAUCUUUUACUGUUUCUUUGUGGAACAUUCUGGCUAACCAGAAAAAAGUGAGAAAAGUAGUGCCUUGGGAUGUGUAGUCAAGAUGACAAAUUUUAAGACUGGAAAAGCUCUAAACAGGCUUCAUGAUUAUUGAAGUGGAAUGAUCCCAAGUAGUGAUGUUUAGUAGAAUAAAGUGCACGUGAUUAUUAAGUGAAGACUGGGGCGGAAUGAUUUUAAAAAAGGAAAAAGAUGGAAGAAGAUGAGUAGACACUUGCAAGGAACACUGUCAAACUAUAAAUCCAUCCAGUGGGUUGUAUAACAUUUAUGUUUAGUCUAAUUUAGACUUCAAUAAUUUAAUCCUAGUUUAAUAUUUUAACAAAAAAUAUAAAUUAAAAUUUUCAUUAGUCCGUUUUAUUGUUGUUGGGUUUUUUUGAGGUACCCCCUGUUGGGGGAGAGGAACAAGGAACAAUCAUCAAAAUUCCUCAGUCCCUACAGAAUAGCCUCACAAGAACUUGAGAAAACGGAACUUGGAGUUAAAUACCUUGUCACGCUGGUACAGUCUCCUACCUCAUUACUUCAGAUGCCUUGCCCGGAAAAAGACUUGUGUCUAGCAUCUAAGUGAACACAUACUGUCGCCCUCUGUAAACCAGGAGGAAUGGAUCAGGCACUGGAAGGGUGAUCUUACCUACAGUGCCCUUCGUAGACCCCAUCUCACAACCAUCAAAAUCUUGUCCACACUAGCCCCCAAGGAACUGGCAAGGAGAGAAGGUGGAGGGGAAAUUUAUGGAAGUAGGUGGCUUAACAGUCAUCUUUCUUCACUUAUCUUGGGCUACCUGUCUCUAAGUUGUCCCGUCCCAGUGUGAAGACUCAUCUUUUUGUGAGAAAAGACAGAAGAAAGCACUUGUAACUGCCUUCUUUGUAAUGGAAAAGGAGGAAGAAAAAGCUUCAUGAACUAAGUUGUGUCUUUUAUUAAUACAACAAAUCAGGGACUCUGCAGGUCUCUGGGGAAACUAUUCUUUAGUUUGCUUUAAGAAAACUGAGGAUCUGAAAAUCUUAGCAUGUAAGGCUGUCUUAACAGCAUCUGCAGAAGUGCGAUGGCCAUUGCUAGACACUUAAUGUGCAUGAUUUCACUUAAUUAUAUUUUAAAUAUGCUUCCCUGGUAAUUCUUAAGCUCAACAAAGAGUGAGAACUGCUGCUAGGAAAUAGAGAUUCACAUUUAACCCUGUGGUACUUUUAAGAAGCAGGUACAUAGUUGCAUAUAUGCUUCGGUAGAGAUUGUUAGCCAUCAGUAGGGAAGCUCAAUUUCGCCAGUCAAGUCUGAGAAGCCCCUAAUUACUGAGAAUCAAAAGAGCAGAAUGUCUGUAGACAUUUUAGAUUUGUUUUAAAAAAAAUGUUAAGUGUGUUAUACCUGUGAUAGGCUGAAAGUUUUUGACAUUCUUUCCUGUUCUUCAUGUGCCAGUACCAUAAACAAAAAUUAUCUCACAUGUAUCACUUUCUUCUCCUAAACCACUGUGAUUGCAGCUUUUUGCCUUCAGCCUUUUCCCUGUGCAGUAUCUCCUGCAUAGUUGCCUUGUGAUCUUAAGGAACUGUUUUGAUUGGGUCACUUCCUUGCUUAAAAUUCCAUUAAUGGUUCAUUGUUAAUUCUAGAAUUGAGUCCAAAUUUAAAGACAUGUAAGAUCCCUAUAAUGAAUUUUGUCUAUUCCCCCUUCCACUGUAAUCUCCCAUUUUUUAACUGAACUGCUUUAGUGAGCAUGGGUCUUUAGAAACCUUGAUUUACAAUUCUCCUGGGGCAGGAAUACCUUGCCUUCCUCUCCUGGCUUACCACAAUUACAACUCUGAUUUCGGUCUCAGAACAAAUCUGACUUCCACCUUGAAGUCUUAAUCUAUGCUUUUUAUAUCCAUGUGCCUCCUCCUCCUCUGAAAUCUUCUAUGAUUUGUCUUUUUAUUCAUUUAAUAUUCCACUACUUUUACUAUUUUUUUUUUAUGGUUGCAUGUGGUCUCUCUAGUUAUAGCAGUGCAUACAUAAAUACAUAUACACCUAUGUAAAUGUGUGUUGGGUAUAUGCAUUCACACACAUACAUAUACCCCAAGGGCCAUGUGUCAUCUUUAGCAAUAUUUAAGUAUUGGAAUUGUUUUGUUUGCUUCCUAUAUCAUGGAAUAAAUGGUAAAGAGGGCUAAGUUAUUGCUGUAAGUGUAUUUCUCAUUACAUUAACAUUAGACAUUAUAUAGAACGCAUUUCAUUUUAUUCACUAUUUGUAAGAUACAAAGGUGUAUAAACUGACUUCUACAUCAGCUUGAAAACCUGAGAUAAUGCUAAAAUGUUUUAGUUAUUUUAAGUGUUUAAAGAGGGAAGUGUAUAAUAUUGCUAAACAUGAAAAAUGUUAUCAAGUAGAAUAAAAAAUAGUUGAAGUUAACAUUUGGGGAAAAUUUAACAAAACAAAAAUACAAGUAUUUUGAAACCUUUUCUUUACUGUAAGUCUCUUGACUUUGAAGUCAAAUUUAUCUAAAGGAAAAACGGGAAUUCUGGAGACCUGUAUGAAAGCUAUUAUUUUCCUACUCUUGAAUGUACUAAAGUAAAUGUUUCUUUUGUAUUAUGUUGCAGAUACAUAGUUACUCUGGAAGUGACUUUUUCCUUAUGCACUGUGAAUAGCAACUCUGCAUCCUAUCUUUAAAAUAUUUGAGAAUCCUCUAUAGGGCUCUUAUGUUUUAAAUACUGUUGUUUUCAAUAAAUAUUUUAUAUUA
Messenger RNA from Callithrix jacchus (white-tufted-ear marmoset), 6798 nucleotides. The record is from RefSeq and is a predicted model, not a curated record. Lineage: Eukaryota; Metazoa; Chordata; Mammalia; Primates; Cebidae.